GAUAUCUUAGCAAGAUGAAAACUGAUAAGUUGUUUUUGGGGGCAACAAAACAGGAACUCCAUUAGCUGUCAACAGCUCUGUACAGCAAGCAUACUGCUCCCCCCUCCAUUUGCUUCCUCCCCCUUCCCUUUCCCCUGCCGAUCUGGUCUCAUCCAUGGCACUCAGGAGGCAAGUGAAAAACUUUGUGAAAAAUUACUCAGAGGCACAAGUUAAAGUCCGGGAAGCAACUUCGAAUGACCCUUGGGGUCCUUCAAGUUCUCUGAUGUUAGAUAUCAGUGACUUGACCUUCAAUACAGUUUCUCUCUCAGAAAUUAUGAGUAUGCUGUGGCAGAGACUCAAUGACCAUGGAAAGAAUUGGCGCCAUGUAUACAAGUCCCUCACACUCAUGGAUUACCUGAUCAAGAAUGGAUCCAAGAAAGUCAUUCAGCUUUGCCGAGAGGGCUUCUUUAACAUUCAGACAUUAAAAGAUUUUCGUCACAUAGAUGAAGCUGGAAAAGACCAAGGUUACUAUGUCCGGGAAAAAUCUAAACAAAUCAUCACUUUGCUGAUGGAUGAGCAGCUGCUGCAUAAAGAGCGUGAGGUGGCAAGUCGGACUAGAAGGCGGACAUCCUACUCAAUGACGUUUCCGAAAAGAUUGCCUGGUGCGGGCCACUCCUCGACUCACUUACCAGGCCCUGCUCUGGCAUCGGACACUUCCACUUCAGAGAACAAGCGUAAACUUCUCAAGGUCUCAAGGCUGCACCUCACAAGAAGUACUUCCAAGACAGAAUUGAGACCAGAGCAAAGCUAUUGUGUCCAUAUGCCGAGCAGAAGUGCAGUGUCCCAGGAAGCGCUACCACUCAAAAUAAAUGCCUGGAAAUCAGCAGAAGAUCUGAUGGUAUUUUAUGAUGAAGAACCAAAGCAACUUUUGUCAACAGCAUCUCCCACGAUCCCUUUGACCUCACUGGCAACAGAAGACUGUGAAGAAGGAUAUAACCUUUGGGAUUCAGAUGCUGCGCCUGUUCCUUUGGAAAAAAGUCCGUCUCUGCAUACAAAUCUGAGCUUGGGCAAAAGGCUAGACAGCUUGGGCAUUGACCGACUCGAUUUAUCAAAUCUUGCCCUGGAAAACACUAUGCCACAAUCUCUAGAGCGUUAUUCCCCUCAGAAAAACUGUGGCGCCUUGGGAACUAUGCAGGGCCUUUGGCCAUCCGGAAGAGAAGAGGCUGGCAAUACCAACAUAAGGGUGUCAAAGUCUGACCCUUUCUUCCAUAGAUCUCAGGUUUCUGUAGAGACCCUCUAUAUGUCUCCCUCCUUCAAAACCUUUGAGCCCUUGAAGGAGAGUUCAGUUAGCAAGGAGUGCCCCAAACCAACACAGAGUCCUUCUGAACAGUUUUCUGAGACUAAUAUAACACCAUUGCCAAAUCUCAGCUCCAACAUCGUUAAGAUGGAUGGUGUGGGCCUCAACCCUUUUGCAAGACAUGAUUCGACCAUCUCUGAAGGAACAUCUUCAUCUUUUUCUACCUUCUCCAUCUCAUUCCCUGAUUUAGCCACUCCAGAAAACACCCACCAUCCUUUAGGUCUGCCUUCUGGUAGACCUUCCCAUAGGCCUUCGUCCCGUGGGCCGUCCUCCUCCUCCGUGCUCUUCAAAGAGAUACAGGCCCGAGUUAUCCACCCCUUUGCUCCUUGCCCAACCUCUUCAGAUGAAGACGAGAGUGAUGCCAUCAACCUGUCGGACAUCCUCCCUGAUAACUCCAGCUCUGCAGACAAUCGGACUCUUAGUGCUCUGAGGGGCAACUGGGUCACAUUCCCCUUUCAGGAUCUGCAGCGCCUGACCUCAGCAUCAGAUCCCGCUUCCCUCGGGAGCAAACAACUCCCUGAGGCAACUGGCACCAACACGCCCAUCAUGGCUCUAUUAGGAGACAUCCGAAAGGCUGUUAGGAGAUUGCAUGGAGAUCUGAGUGCUGUGGUCCAAGAGCUGCGCAUUGUCAACAGCCACCUGGUGAAGAUGGAGGCUGGAAACAGCCAACAGGACAGCAAGCCUCUCCAGCCCAGAGUUCCCACAGAUGGUGUCAAUCAGUUCUGA
This is a messenger RNA of Dromiciops gliroides (monito del monte), 2062 nucleotides long. RefSeq names its product ENTH domain containing 1 (gene ENTHD1). Gene Ontology annotation, biological process: endocytosis. Bases 155 to 2062 code for a protein of 635 amino acids. Gene Ontology annotation, molecular function: clathrin binding; phospholipid binding. The record is from RefSeq and is a predicted model, not a curated record. The transcript has 6 exons. NCBI's taxonomy places the organism in Eukaryota, Metazoa, Chordata, Mammalia, Microbiotheria, Microbiotheriidae. Gene Ontology annotation, cellular component: endosome; clathrin vesicle coat; plasma membrane.